AUGUCGACACAACCACUCCUUCAGAGGACUGCCCAGAAGCGAAUUGCACUCCCUGUCCGUGUAGAACCAAAGACCAUUUUGUGCAUCGCUCUGCUUGCCGCAGUCAUUGUCAACUUUAUCCUGCGCUUUACUGCCGAUUAG
Molecule: messenger RNA, 141 nt
Organism: Serendipita indica DSM 11827
Lineage: Eukaryota; Fungi; Basidiomycota; Agaricomycetes; Sebacinales; Serendipitaceae
Source: the annotation of a GenBank genome assembly